AUAAUUCAACAGAUCUUUGUUUACACUCGAAGGUACGGUAGUUGGCGUGCAGCUUUGACAUGCUACGUCAUGACGGCCAACGUGAUCACGUGGUCGAACAAAUAAAUACACAGGUCCGCCCCCUGGUGGGCUCGGAACUGUCUCCGCUGUCUAAUACGCUAAUCUUAGAAAUGUUUGACCCCAAAAAAGCCCCACUAAUGCAGGGGAACGGUUCGUAUCGCAUUAGGAAGGGCAGUAUAUCUGUGAUAUUGCCUGUUUUAUGAAUAUUUUAUGCACCGUCAGAAGGCGUUGAACUGCACAAGAGACAGGGGGUUAGCUCGACGAGCGCUCCAAGCUAGCUAAGAGCUCACUGGUCUCUGGAUUCCAGCAGUGUCACGUCUGGAGAUUGACAGGAGCGUCCAGAGAAUGCCAGGACCAUGUUCAAGAAUGUUUUUGGUUCCGGGUUUUUGGUGAGAACAGCUCAUGUCAUCCUUACAUGGGUUGUAACGCUAAUACUGUUUCUGUACGAUACAGAUCUGAGGAAACAGGAAGAAACGGGUCAGCUCAUCCAGCCGGUGGUCUUUGUGUUCCUCGUGCUGGUUUCGGUUCUUCUGUAUUUUGCAGUUUCCCUGAUGGACCCUGGCUUUAUCCUAUCUGAUAACAGCAACUUGCAGUUCACACUGGGGGUAACGGAGGAGCAGCAAGACAUGAUCCCACCGAGCACUAAAUCGCUGCGACAGCGCCGCUGUGGCCACUGCCUGCUGCAGCAGCCAAUGAGGUCCAAGCACUGUCAGGCCUGUCAGCACUGCGUGCGGCGUUACGACCAUCACUGCCCCUGGAUUGAGAACUGCGUAGGAGAGAGGAACCAUCGCUGGUUCGUCCUGUACCUGGCUGUCCAGCUGCUGGUGCUGCUGUGGGGGAUGCACAUCGCCUGGACAGGCUGGAGUCAUGCUCACAGCUGGCAGCUGUGGCUGCGCACCAACGGCGUGCUGCUGGCCGUCACCGUGCUUCUGGCUCUGCUCUCGCUCAUCGUCCUGCUUCUGCUCGGCUCUCACUUCUACCUGAUAUCUCUCAACAUCACCACGUGGGAGUUCAUGUCCCGCCACCGCAUAUCCUACCUCAAACACUGCGGCGCGGAUGAAAACCCUUUUGACCGAGGAACCCUCCAAAACCUGUGGAGCUUCUUCUGUUUGUGGGGCACAGUGGUGUGGGAGCAGGUGUACUUCAGGGAAGAGAGCGAUCAGGUGUAAGAAGCUACCAUAACUUCCCUUUGACUGGAUGGUUAGAUCCUAGUGUGCAGUUUACUCUCAGCUAAGCACAGGAGACAACUUUCCGGAUCACCGAUGGAAGCACAUGAAAACCUGCAGCCACAGGUUGCUGCUCCGACUUUAACUACAUUCAUUUUCCAGUUCAGGAGAUUCUUGUGCGAACGUUUGAACUCAGUUCUGGUUUAAAGUUGGCAGGUGAAACUGAAAGCAUGACAAAAGCCUGUUUUUUCAAAUGCAUCUGAAAACAAUCCUGAUCUAUGACUAGGGAACACAGCUACUAUAACCGUUCCAAUUGUUUCAUGUGAUGUUUUUAAAAUGUAAAUUGACCCACAAACCUGGGUGUGCUUUUGUGCAAGUAAGUUUUUGAAACCUCAAGUUUAAAGCGUUUUAUUGCCUGAGUUUUUUUUUUCCAACAGUGAUGUACAGGAUGUUUACUGAAAUAUUUAACAUUUUUAUACAAUUGUAAUAUUUUCUUUUAACAAUUUCUAGGCAGAGAAAUGAACAGAACCAUCAGCUUGGAACAAAGACUGCAAUACCCAAAAGGUGUUUUCCCCUGUGCAAUAGUUUCUGUAAAAGAAAGCAAUAAGUGUGUUUGAGAUACCAGCUGUUUUAACAACACAAACACAGCCUCUGUUCAGACUAUCAGUUCAUGUUGUGUACUCCUGAAUUUUAUGCAAUGUUUUUUAUUUAUUUAUAUAAAGUUGUGCGAACAAUAAACAAUUGAGUUUCA
Messenger RNA from Oryzias latipes (Japanese medaka), 1977 nucleotides. RefSeq names its product zDHHC palmitoyltransferase 12b (gene zdhhc12b). The record is from RefSeq and is a predicted model, not a curated record. Gene Ontology annotation, molecular function: protein-cysteine S-palmitoyltransferase activity. Lineage: Eukaryota; Metazoa; Chordata; Actinopteri; Beloniformes; Adrianichthyidae. Gene Ontology annotation, cellular component: endoplasmic reticulum; Golgi apparatus. Gene Ontology annotation, biological process: protein targeting to membrane; peptidyl-L-cysteine S-palmitoylation.